GACAAUAGGGAAUCCAAUUAUCCAAACACGGUAGAAGCUUUUGAAGCCAUGGCGACAGAACGGUGGCGCUUACAGAGUGGGCAAUACUUGGGAGAAGUUUCCGCCCUCUGUUUUCUCCGCUUACCCUCUCACAUCUCUUCUUUUCCUUUCCUCUUCGCGGGUUCUGGUUCUCAAUUACUGCUCUAUGACCUUGCGGCGGGAACUUUGAUACAGUCCUUUUGUGUGUUUCAAGGGAUUCGUGUGCAUGGAAUUUCUAGUACCUCUUUUGUUUCCACAAACUCUUCUCACUCAUCACGGCUUGUUUUUAGAAUCGCUGUGUUUGGCGAGAAGAGAGUAAAGUUGUUUAAUUUAGACGUUGGAAUGGCAUUGGAGCCUCAGAGUCAAUCCCGAGUGUGUGUUAGUUUGGUUUUGCUCCAUUCUCUGCCCAAGUUUAGUCACUGGGUCUUGGAUGUUUCCUUCCUCAAGAACUGUGUAACCUCGUCGCUUGAGGAAAGCGAUUUUCUUGCCAUAGGAUGUAGUGACAACACUGUCCGAAUCUGGGAUGUCUCUAGCUUAAGUUUUAUUCUUGAAGUGCAAUCUCCCGACAGGUGUCUUUUGUACUCCAUGCGUUUAUGGGGUGAGAAUCUUGAAAAACUCCAUAUUGCUUCUGGCACUAUCUAUAAUGAGGUUAUUAUUUGGAAAGUGGUUCCUGAACACGGGGGAUUGUCAUUGACUACUACAAAGGAAGAGGACUUGCUUUUGAGCAGUUCAUCUUCCAACAAUAUCUGUUUUCGAGUUCAACAAUACAGAGCUGUUCAUAUACAUAAACUCUCUGGACAUGAAGGUUCAAUAUUUCGCAUUGUAUGGUCCUCCGAUGGAUCUAAACUAGUUUCUGUAUCUGAUGAUCGUAGUGCUCGUAUAUGGACAUUUCACAUUCAACAAAAUGAUUCUGAUGACUGCGAGGCACAUGCUGCUGCCCAUGUGCUAUUUGGUCACAAUGCUCGGGUUUGGGACUGCUGUAUCUCUGAUACUUUAGUUGUCACUGCUGGUGAGGAUUGCACUUGUCGUAUAUGGGGGUUGGAUGGUCAACAAAUUGGAAUGAUCAAGGAACACAUAGGAAGAGGUGUAUGGCGAUGCUUGUAUGAUCCAAAUUCUUCACUUCUUGUCACUGCUGGGUUUGAUUCUGCAAUCAAAGUGUAUCAACUGCAAGCGUCUUUAGGGGGGAGAGUGGAUGAACAUGCGGAGGCAAAGGAAUUCAUUGACAGAACAGAGCUAUUUACUAUUCGUAUCCCAAAUUCAUCUGAGCGUGUUGGACUCAUGGACAGCAAAAGUGAAUAUGUACGUUGCCUGCGGUUUACGUGUGAGGAUACCCUGUAUGUUAGCACGAACCUUGGAUAUCUGUACCAUGUUAAAUUAUCAGGCACUGAGAAUAUAAAAUGGACUGAACUUGUGCGGAUCAGCGAGGAGGUUCCCAUUAUUUGUAUGGAUUUAUUGUCUGGAAACUUGUCUGAGGACUCAUGUUAUCUUAUUGAUUGGGUUGCUCUGGGGGAUGGUAAAGGUAACAUGACAAUGGUUAAAAUUGUUACUGAUGCUUGCACUCCUCAAGUGAACUGCUGCUUUACAUGGCCAGCUGGAAGAGAGCGACAACUCUUGGGAACAUUUUGGUGCAAGUCAUUGGGAAAUAGGUACGUCUUUACUGCUGAUCCUGGAGGAGUUUUAAGGAUGUGGAGAUUAUUUGACUCCUCACUAUCCGUAGACACUAUUGUAAAACUUGACAAUGUGUUCCUUCUUGCUGAAUUCAAGUCCUGUUUUGGAACACGAGUGAUGUGCUUACAUGCAUCUGUUGACGAAGAGGUGCUGGUUUGUGGGGAUCUGCGUGGCAAUUUGAUUGUAUUUCCUUUAUCAAAGGGACUAUUGCAGGCCUCGCAUGAUCAGUCAGAAGUAAAGAUACCUCCUCUAACUUAUUUUAAAGGAGCUCAUGGGAUAUCAACUGUUGCCUCCAUUUCAGUUACUAAAUUGCACGCCAAUCAGACUGAAGUAUGCUCGACCGGAGGAGAUGGCUGUAUAUGUUAUUUUGAAUAUGACAGAGAUCACCAAAGUUUGGAAUUCGUAGGGAUGAAGCAAGUGAAAGAACUGAGUUUAAUUCAACGUUUCUGUGCUAAUAAAGACUCUGCUGAUGAUUUGGGGAGCAGCAAGUAUGCAGCUGGUUUUGCAUCUGCAGAUUUUAUGUUAUGGAACUUAACUACUGAGGCAAAGGUGGUGCAAAUUCCUUGUGGUGGAUGGCGGCGCCCUCACUCAUGUUACCUUGGUGAUGUACCAGAGAUGAAAAAUUGCUUUGCAUAUGUUAAAGAUGAAACCAUCAAUAUUCGUAGACACUGGGAACGAGAAAGUGAAAGGGGAUUAUUCCCCCAGAAUCUGCAUAUGCAGUUUCAUGGCAGGGAGAUGCAUUCCUUAUGCUUUAUCUGCAAUAAUUUGCAAGUUGGAUCUAAUGGAAGGCAGAGUCACGCAAAUAAAUCUAGUUGUGUUGCAACUGGGUGUGAAGAUGGAACAGUGAGGUUGACUAGGUAUUCUUCUGGAGUUGAGAGUUGGUCUUCUUCAAAAUUGCUUGGGGAGCAUAUUGGUGGAUCAGCUGUAAGAUCGAUAUGCUCUGUGUCAAAGAUACACAUAAGUGCUUCUGAUUUGACUAAUUCGUCUGACAAGGAAAUUGAACAAAAUGCUACUUCAGGGGAAAUGAAAAAUCCAUUCUUACUGAUUUCAGUUGGUGCAAAGAGGGUCCUAACUUCUUGGCUCUUAAGAGACAGGAAGCAAGACAAUAAUGAAGAAUCACUUAUUGAGAAACAAAAUAAUGAACAAGGAACUGAGUGUAAGCCUUCCUCUGGUGUGUUGUCAUCAAUGUCAUUCCAGUGGCUUUCCUCUGACAUGCCAGCCAGAAGCAACACUACACGUGGGAAAGUAAAAAGUACAGAGAGAAUUGGGAGCACAAUGGAAAAUGGUACUGGGUUAAACAGCGAGGCAAAUUCUAGAUCAAUUUUAACUGAGAAGAGUGAGUCAGAGUCAAAAACCUACUUAGAUGGUAAACAUGAUGAUGACUGGAGAUACUUAGCCGUAACUGCUUUUCUUGUCAAGUGUGUUGGUUCCAGGUUAACCAUAUGCUUUAUUGUUGUCGCUUGUUCAGAUGCUACACUCACGUUACGAGCUCUCAUUUUACCUCACCGCUUAUGGUUUGAUGUGGCUUUGUUGAUUCCUCUAUCAUGCCCAGUUUUCGCGUUGCAGCAUAUAAUCAUUCCUAUUUGUCCGCCUUCUGAAACUGCAGAGAAGAGCCAAUCUGGAAAUGUUUAUAUUGUGAUUAGCGGGGCUACUGAUGGAAGUAUUGCUUUCUGGGAUCUGACUGAGAGCAUUGAAGCUUUUGUGGGGCGGUUGUCAACUCUCAAACUGGAAGAACUCAAAGAUUGUCGAAUACGGCCACGCACAGGAAGAGGAAGUCAGGGUGGACGGUGGUGGAGAUCAUUGACUAGUAGCAUUUCUAAGAAAGAAUCAGGUGGUACUACAGUCACAGCAAAAGCUGGGCAUGGAAGUAAUUUCACUUCAGUAGACCAUGCUAUGAAGCAAGCAUCAAGAACCCAAAAAAGUGCAGAAACUAGGGAAACAGUUUGUUCUCAAGCUAUGGCUAAUGGUUCCCUUGAAUUAGGAGUGGAUGCUGUUGAUUCGUCAGCAGGGAUAUGCGAAUUGCAGCCAUUGUUUGUUUUGAAGAAUGUUCACCAGUCAGGUGUCAAUUGUCUACACGUUUCAGGUUUACUGGACUGCCAAAGCUCUGACAGUGAUUUCCUCUUCAAUAUAAUCAGUGGUGGUGAUGAUCAAGCUCUUCACUGUCUUAGCUUUGGUUUUUCACUGCUUGAAGCAGUCCCAGAUUCUAAGAUUAUGAUACCGGAUAAUAUAAAUUUAUUGGUUAAAUCUGCAACCAUAAAGAACCGGGUAGAUUUCAAUCAAAACCAGAUCCAGAAUUACAGGAUCAAACUUAUACAUCAUGACAAGAUCGCCUCAGCUCACAGUUCUGCUAUAAAAGGUGUUUGGACAGAUGGAACAUGGGUGUUUUCUACUGGUCUUGAUCAGCGCAUAAGAUGCUGGAGUCUGGGGGAGCAUGGAAUAGUUACUGAGCAUUCUCAUAUAGUCAUUAGUGUACCAGAGCCAGAAGCAUUGGAUGCGAGAGCUUGUGACAGGAAUUGUUAUCAGAUAGCAGUGGCUGGAAGAGGGAUGCAAAUGGUUGACUUUUCUGCAACCUGACGAAUAUAGAGGAGCCAGUGAAGUUGUUUUUGGAAAUUCUCUGGUGUACAUUUCAGAUAUUGGCAGGGAUGCCAAUUGUUUCAUCAUCGCAGGAUCCACAAGAGUAUUCUCUUUGAAUAAUAUGAUGAAUGGUAGAACUUAUCAUUGCAACCUGAAGAUCAAGAGUUAUAAGGUAUUGGAACACAGAGAUUUUGCACUUUUGGUCAAUAUGUUUUACUUCCCUGGGUGUUCAUUUGUGAUCCUAACUGUGCCAACUCUGUUAAACUUUCACUAUUCUUGUCAUGUCCUCUCCCUGUCAGGGUGCAAGACUGCAUAUUGAAGUGAGAAAACAGUGUUGUGUGCUUUAACUGCAGUAGAUUUUUUAAAUUUGUGACAACAGUAUAAUUAAAAAGAGCUUAGUCUUGCCUCUUUUUUU
This is a messenger RNA of Tripterygium wilfordii, 4675 nucleotides long. RefSeq lists its product as uncharacterized. Gene Ontology annotation, molecular function: protein binding. Gene Ontology annotation, biological process: tRNA methylation. Gene Ontology annotation, cellular component: cytoplasm. Bases 49 to 4260 code for a protein of 1403 amino acids. The transcript is spliced from 20 exons. The record is from RefSeq and is a predicted model, not a curated record. NCBI's taxonomy places the organism in Eukaryota, Viridiplantae, Streptophyta, Magnoliopsida, Celastrales, Celastraceae.